Messenger RNA from Gryllus bimaculatus (two-spotted cricket), 13130 nucleotides. The record is from the annotation of a GenBank genome assembly. Lineage: Eukaryota; Metazoa; Arthropoda; Insecta; Orthoptera; Gryllidae.
AUGGCGCGGGAGCACGAGAUCGUUUCGGCCCCUGCCUCCGCCCUCGCGUGCGCCCUCGUGUCGCCGGUUUAUUUUCCUGGCGCGGCCGCCAGGGGCGCGAACGGCGAGGGUGGCACCGGUGAUAAACCCUCAAGGCUGCCGCCAGGGGGCGGGGCCGCGAUGGUGCCCACUGAGGAAGUGCUGGGAAGGUAUCUAAGUGAAACGCUAUGCAUAAUACUUUUUAUACGAUACAUCGGGGAUAUUGAUGUUUCAUGUUAUCAUAUUGCGCUGAACGAGGUCAAACCAAGCCACGAAACGUCGAAACAUAAUUUAAAUAAUUACGGUGCCAAAAUAGGGCACAUCCGCACGCUGGUGCCGCUGGACGCAGAGAGCCGCAGCCACUACUGGCUGAGCGUGUUCGCCCAGGACCACGGCGUGGUGCCGCUGCACGGCCGCCAGGAGGUGUACGUGGCGGUGGCGAACGAGAACGACAACACGCCGCUGACGGAGGAGCCCGUCUACUACCCGUCCAUCGCGGAGAACUCGCCCGCGGGCAAGCAGGUGGUGCAGCUGCGCGCGGUGGACUUCGACCGCGACCCCGAGCAGCGGCUCAGCUUCCGCAUCACGGCCGGCAACCCUGAGAGCUACUUCUCCAUCGACCGCGAGACAGGCAUCAUACGCACAACCGGCCGCAAGUUGGACCGCGAGAACCAAGCAGAACAUAUCCUGGAGGUGACUGUAAGCGACAAUGGAAGCCCUCCUCUUUCAUCAACAACUCGCGUUGUGGUAACAGUUGCAGAUGUGAAUGACCAUGCUCCACAGUUUGAGCAGUCAUUUUACAAAAUCCAGAUUCCUGAAUCUACAAGUCAUGAUUUGCCUCUCUUCCAGAAUGGCACAGAGGAGCUCGAGGUAGCUGUUGAUACCUUUCUUGAAAAUGGAACAUGGGAGACUUUUGAUCCCGACAGCUUAUCAGGAGAACCAGUAUUGAGGGUUUUGGGAUAUGAUUUAGAUGAGGGGCCAAAUGGAGAUAUUACCUACAGUAUUAAAUCAGGGCGUGGCAUAGGGAAAUUUCGAAUUCAUCCGAAGACUGGAGUUGUAUAUUCUCAAAGGGGCUUCCAAGAAGGUCAAGAGUAUGAUCUUCGAAUUCGAGCUCAAGACAAUGGAUUGCCACAAAAAAGUCAUACUACUAGGGUGUCAGUACAAGUCAUGAAAGUUCCUAAAACAUCUCCUCAUCCUCCUGAAAUAAAAAAUCCAAAUCAAACUGUUGAAGUUACAGAAAGUGAUGAUAUCACUUAUCUUGUUGCAUUAAUUCAAGCAAUAGAUGAUGAUGGAGAUAUGUUAUGGUAUGACAUUGUGGGUGGUGAUGAUGACCAUGAUUUCUUCAUUGGCCGUGAUAAAGGAAACAUCCUCUUAGCUAAAAAACUUGAUUGGGAAAGAAAAAAUAAAUACAAUUUGACAAUCAGCGUGACAGAUGGUGUUCAUACAGUGUAUACACAGCUUUAUGUAACUGUCAUUGAUAUUAAUGACUGUCGGCCAAAUUUCUCUGAGAAAGUUUAUAAUGUAGAAAUAUCAGAAAAUGUUGAAAAAGGUACAGAAAUUCUUCAACUUCUGGCAACUGAUGAUGAUGAAGAUAAAAAAGUAUUCUACAGUUUGUAUGCUGCUAGAAAUCCAGCUUCUCUUUCCAUCUUUAAAGUUGAUUCUGUUACUGGAGCUGUUGUUUUGAAUGAAAAACUGGACAGAGAAACUAUUGAAGAGCAUAUAUUAACUGUAAUGGUUAAGGAUCAAGGAACACCAUCAAAACGAAAUUAUGCUAGAGUUGUCGUAACUGUUCAUGACCACAAUGAUCACCAUCCAGAAUUCACCAGUCAAAUAAUUCAAGGAAAAGUUUUCGAGACAGCAAGCAUUGGUUCAGCUGUUGUGCAAGUCUAUGCAAUUGAUAAAGAUAGAGGAGAAAAUGCUAAAAUAACAUAUUCCAUUACCUCAGGCAACAUUGGAAAUGUGUUCAGUAUUGAUCCUACUCUGGGCACUGUACAAAUUGCUAGAGAAUUAGAUCUUGGUUCAAUGUCAGAAUAUAUGCUCAUUGUGAAGGCUACUGAUAAUGGAUCUCCUCCUCUUUCAUCCACAAUUCCUGUACAUGUAAUGGUCACUAUGGCAGAUAAUGCUCCUCCAAGGUUUAUGAAGAAAGAACAUGCAGCUGAAAUAUAUGAAAAUCAACCAAUUGGCACUUAUGUUAAACAUCUGGAGGCAAGAAGUACAUCUUCUCUUUUCUUUGAAAUCAUUGCUGGGAACACAGAUGACAUGUAUUUUAUAAACCCUAGCACUGGUGUUAUCAUUACAAAAAGACAGUUAGAUUAUGAGCUCAACAAAGUUUAUAAUUUAACUGUGGAAGCUACAAAUAUGGCUGGUGCAAAGGCAAAAUGUAAUGUAAUUGUUCAUGUUUUGGAUCGUAAUGACAAUGCUCCAAGAUUUGUUCAAGCUUUAUAUAUGGGGAGCAUCAGUGAGGCUGCCCCUGUUGGCUCAUUGAUUCUUGCAAAUAAUAGCUCUCCAUUGGUCAUUAAAGCAAAAGAUGAUGAUUCUGAACUCAAUGCCCUUUUAAGUUAUGAUAUUGUUGAAACUUUACCCAGGACAUAUUUUCGUAUUGACUCCAGCACUGGAGCUAUUCGAACUGUGAUGGCAUUAGACCAUGAAAAGUAUGCACAUUUUCACUUUCAUGUUAAAGUAUCCGAUUUGGGGAAGCCACGAUUAUCUUCAGAAACCACAGCUCGUGUUGAAAUCACAAUUUUGGAUGUCAAUGACUGUUCACCUCACUUUUUACAAUCUGAAUACAAUACCACUCUUCUUUUGCCUACGUACCAAAAUGUUGCUGUUGUGAGAGUAAAUGCAUCAGAUCCUGAUUCACAAGAAAACACAGUUCUUCGUUAUGACAUAAUUGAUGGAAACAAAGGAAAUGUAUUUGCCAUAGAUGCAAAAUCAGGUGUUGUUACAGUAGCUGAUACUAGGCAUAUUAAACAAUUUCAUAAACUGCACUUACGUGUAUCAGAUGGCAAAUUUUCCAGUGUAGCCCAAGUGAAUAUUAAAGUGGAAAAAUCAGAAAAUUCAGGUUUAACAUUUCAGAAGAGUGUGUAUCUUGGAACUAUUCUGGAGAAUACCACAAAGAUCUCACCUGUUGUGGUGGUCAAUGUUCUUGGAAGUGCUCUCAAUGAGCAUGUAGUAUUCAGCAUUUUAAAUCCUACUGAUAUGUUUACAAUUGGUCCCACUUCAGGAGUCAUAAAAACAACAGGGAAACGAUUUGAUAGAGAAUUGAAAGAUAAAUAUGAACUUAUUGUGGAAGCUCGAAGUGAAGAAGUAGAUGAAGAAAGGCCGAGAGUGGCACAUGUUAUGGUGAAUGUCACAAUUCUAGAUAUUAAUGAUAACUGCCCUAUGUUUGUGAACUUACCAUAUUAUGCUGUAGUGUCAGUGGAUGCUCAGAAAGGAGACGGCAUAACAAAAGUUCAUGCUGUAGAUAUGGAUAAAGGAGAAAAUGGUGAAGUACGUUAUGAGCUAAUAAAAGGACAUGGUGAACUCUUCAAGGUGUGUCGGAAGACUGGAGAAGUUACAUUAAAACAAAGUUUAGAGGGUCACAAUAGAGAAUAUGAAUUGAUCAUUGCAGCAUAUGAUGGAGGUAUUUCUCCAUGCUCUACUGAAGUGCCUGUUCAUGUUAAAGUGAUUGAUAGAUCAAUGCCUAUAUUUGACAAACAGUUUUACACUGAUAGUGUGCCUGAGAGUAUUGAAAUCCAUUCUCCCCUCACUGUUAGUAUUCAGGCUGAGUCACCACUGGGGAGAAAGUUGAUAUAUAGUAUUGUUAAAGGAAAUGACUAUGAAGAAUUUGCUCUUGAUUUUAACACGGGUGUGAUUUCCGUUGUGGAUGAAUUGGACUAUGAACAAAAGAAACAAUAUGAAUUAACUAUUAGAGCCACAGACAGUGUAUCUGGUGUAUAUGCUGAGGUUCUUGUUAGUAUCUUAGUACAAGAUGUAAAUGACUGCCCUCCAGAAUUCAGUACAGAUGCAUAUAACAUUUCUGUAUCUGAAGCUGCUCCAUUUGGCACAUCAGUUCUUAAAGUAUCUAGUAGAGAUAAUGAUACAGGAAUAAACCAGAAAGUAAGGUAUGAAAUACAAGGUGACUCUACUAAUUCAUCUGAAUAUUUUCAUAUUGACCCUGAUGAUGGAACUAUUUACUUGAAAAGAUCUCUCGAUCAUGAAAUACACAACAGUCAUCAUUUUACUGUGGUCGCUAAGGAUGGGGGAGUUCCAAGCCUCUCAAGUACAGCCCAUGUUUGGGUUACUGUUCUGGAUAUGAAUGAUAAUCCUCCAAAAUUUGAGCAACCAUCAUACACCUGCUUUUUAUCAGAACAUGCUCAAAGAGGUCAGUUUGUCACAGUAGUUAAAGCUAGUGAUCCAGAUUAUGUAGAUUAUGAAAGAUUGUCAUACACAAUAGUUGGAGGCAAUGAGUUGCAGACAUUUUCUAUUGAUUCUGCUACAGGAAUUAUUUCUUUGAUCAAUAUGCAAAAUUUUGCCGAGGAUACCAUGAGCAUUUUGAACAUAUCUGUAACAGAUGGAGUCUACACAAGCUUUACCAGAGUUCAAAUUGAAAUAUUACCAGCUAACAGACAUAAUCCAGUAUUUCCCAAACUGCAGUUUGAAGUGAAAGUAAAUGAAAAUCAACCACAUGGUACAAUGGUUACAAAAGUAACUGCAUCAGAUGAAGACUUUGGAGAAUAUGGAGAAAUUACAUAUGCUAUUCCAUCUGAAUUGUUACGAGAAAUAUUUGAUAUAAAUAGGAAAUCAGGAGAAAUUACUACAAAGAAGAAACUUGACAGAGAAGUUCAAAAAUUGUAUGAAAUUCCAGUGAUGGCUACUGAUGGUGGUGGUAGAUCAGGAUUUGUAAUUGUGAGAGUUAAAGUUGGAGAUGAAAAUGAUAACACACCCAAAUUCCUUUUGAGAGAAUAUAAAGCAACGAUUCAAAACAAUCUUACAAUUAAUUCAAGAAUUUUGAGGAUAAAAGCAGUAGAUGCUGAUGAUGAUAUGGCUGCAGAUAUCUUAUAUUCAAUUUAUGAAACACAAACUUCUGGUGUGAAAGAACUUUUUACAAUAAAUAAUCAUUCUGGUGUUAUCACUCUGAAUAGAAGUGCUGUUCCUUGGGAAAAUCAAGUGUUUCAGUUUUUUGUGAGAGCGCAAGAUCGUGGUAGCCCCUCACUUUACUCAAAUGUUCCUGUAGACAUUUAUGUUAUGAGUUCACAGGAUGUGGCUCCUAUGUUUGAGCGCCGAGAUGACAAAUUCUUCAUUUCAGAAAAUGACCCACCGGGAACUUUAAUUACCAAAUUAAAGAUGGUUACUAAUGUAUCAGUACAUUAUCGUAUAAUAUCUGGAAAUGAAGAUGCUCCGUUGUUUGCUGUGGAUAGCCAAGGGCAGUUAUCAUUAGCUCGCACAUUAGAUCGUGAAGCUAAAGAUACACAUUUGAUAGCAGUACUGGCAGAAACAGAUUCUAGUCCUCCUCUUACUGCAUUAGCUGAAGUCACUCUCAAAGUUUUGGAUGAAAAUGAUAAUAUGCCUGAAUUUGAAAGUAGUCCUUAUCGAUUGACUCUGGCAGAAAAUGUUGGUGAAGGAACAUCUAUUUUGAAAGUAAUUGCUCAUGAUAGAGACUUAGGUAGUAAUGGAGAAGUUCGUUAUUCAUUUGGAAGUGAUAUUGGAGAUUUGGCAAAUGUAUUUGCAGUAGAUGCAUACACUGGAUGGAUCACUACUUUAGUGCAAUUGGACAAAGAAGAGCAGUCAGAAUUUGUAUUCCAAGUUGUUGCUACUGACAAUGGAAAUCCUAAACAUUUUGCUAGAACAAGUGUUUAUAUUAAAUUAAAAGAUUAUAAUGACAACCCACCUGUGUUCAAAAGCCGGCAUGAUGAAGCAACAGUAAAUGAAGAUGCUCUACCUGGAACUGUUGUUGUGCAGUUAGAAACAACUGAUCUUGACUCUGAUCUUAUAUCACCUGUAGAGUUUUAUAUCACGUCAGGUGAUCCUCAGUCUCAAUUUCAAAUAAGGCAAACUGGAGAAGUCUAUGUUGCCAAGCCUCUUGAUAGAGAGAGCAUUAGUAAAUAUAUUUUAGAAGUCACUGCCACAGAUGGCAAAUUUAUUGCCAAAACGAAAUAUCGGUAUCGUGAAGUGUUAUCUGAAGGAGUACAUCCAGGAAGCUAUGUUUUAACAGUUUUGGCAAAUGAUAUAGAUGAAGAGCCAAAUGCUAACUUGCGUUAUUAUUUGACUGGAGAAGGUGCUGAUCGCUUCUCUCUUGACAAAUCUGGAGGCCAUUUAAAGACUAUACGUCCACUUGAUCGAGAAGAGCAAUCAAAAUAUCAACUCACUGCCCAUGUUCAAGAUCGUGAUAAAACAGGAUGGGAAUGUUCUUCACAAAUUGAAAUCCUUAUAUCAGAUUUGAAUGACAAUCCUCCAGAAUUUUCCAUGCAUUCUUAUAGUGCUACCUUACCAGAAGAUGUGGAAGUUGGAACAUUGGUUACAAAAGUGCAUGCUACCGACAGAGAUAUAGGCAUCAAUCGCAAGAUCAAGUAUUCGUUUGUUGAUUCAGCAAAUGGACAUUUUAAAAUAGCUUCUGAUAGUGGUAUAGUUACCCUUGCCAAACCUUUGGAUAGAGAAACACGUGCUAUGUACAAUUUGUCUGUUCAAGCCAUUGAUCAGGGUACCCCACAGUUAUCGAAACUCGCUGGACUAACAGUACUAGUCUUAGAUAUAAAUGACAAUCCUCCUGAAUUUGCUUCAAAAUAUUAUUAUGCCAGUGUCCCAGAAAUAAAUGCAGUUGGAACUGAAAUUGUUCGUGUGUUAGCUACUUCAAAGGAUGCAGGGGUUAAUGCUGAAGUUUCGUACUCUAUUAUAGGAGGAAAUGAACAUAAAAAGUUUGCAAUUCAUCCUAAAUCAGGAGUUAUUACUAUCGCAGACCAUCUUGACUAUGAAAGAGCAAAAGAUUACUUUCUUACCAUUCAAGCAGUUGAUGGAGGAGUUCCUCCUCUCAGUAACCAUGCUACAGUUAAUAUUUCUGUAACUGAUAGCAAUGAUAACGCUCCUGUUUUCAACCAAGUUUCAUAUAGUGCGAGAAUACGAGAAGAUGCUCAAAUAGGAGAUAAAAUAUUGCAGGUAUUAGCUACUGAUUUGGAUAGUGAAGCUAAUGGAAAGGUGACAUAUUCUAUUGAAAGAGGAGAUAGGCAGAAACAGUUUCAUAUCAAUGAGAAAACAGGAUACAUAUCUGUUGCUGGAACUCUGGAUCGAGAAAUGGUAUCUAAUUAUGUUUUGGAAGUACAUGCACGAGACAAUGGUCUUCCAGUUAUGAGCAGUUAUGUAAUGGUGAACAUUGAAAUAUCAGAUGCUAAUGACAAUCAACCACUCUUCUCUCAAGCUAAUUACACUGCAAUUGUCCAGGAGGAUAAACCUUUGCAUCAUAUGGUUCUCAAGUUCAUAGUAACAGAUGCUGAUGCAAAUCCGAAUGCAGCACCUUACACUUAUGACAUUAGAUCAGGAAAUGAGGGAACAGCAUUUAUGCUGGAACAAGAUGGAAUACUUCGUACUGCAGCUAAACUGAAUCACAAAAUUAGAGAUAAAUAUUAUUUGCAUAUUCGGGUGUUUGAUAAUGGAACCCCACCACUUUUUUCUGAUACGUGGGUUAUUGUUAAGGUUAUUGAAGAAUCUCAGUACCCACCUCAUAUCACCCCCUUGGAAAUCUCAGUAAACUCGUUCAUGGAUGAAUUUCCUGGUGGUGUUAUAGGAAAAAUUCAUGCAUCUGAUCAAGACCAAUUUGAUACCUUGUCUUACAGUCUAGCUAAAACUCCAACUGGAAAUUUGUUACAAAAUCCUGCCACUGAUUUAUUUGAAAUAAAUAGAAACGAUGGCACACUUUCUGCAUUGCCAAGACUGGAUGUUGGUGAAUAUCGAAUUAACAUUUCAGUAUCAGAUGGAAAAUUCACAUCAAAUGCAAUUGUGAAGGUCUCUGUAGAGCUUGUAUCAGAAGAAAUGCUUUCAAAUUCAGUAAUUAUUAGGUUCAGGGAUAUUAGUCCUUUGGAUUUUGUCUUGAGUUAUCGCAAAGGAUUCAGAAGAGCAGUGGGUAAUUCUUUAAAAGGCAGAUUAAAGGAUGUCAUUAUUAUAAGUAUUCAGCCAACAUCUGUGGAGUUGAGCAAAUCUAAAGGAAGAUAUACCCGCCAGGCACAGAAUAGUGACCUUGACGUCCUAUUUGCUGUGAAAAAAUCACAAAGUGUUGGAGGUAAUACAGCCUUUCAUAGUGCAGAUACUGUAAGGCAGGCUAUUAAUGGAAAUAUUGAUGAAAUUGAGGCAGGGGGGCUUGUUGUGGAAGAAAUAGCAAGAGACAAGUGUACACAAAGUUACUGUACCUAUGGAGAAUGUGAGGAUCACAUUGUCCUUGAUAAAACAUCCGUAACCUCAAUUUCAGCUGAUUUCACCAGCUUUGUAUCCCCAUAUCAUCAUCAUGAAGUUCACUGUGAAUGUAAAGAAGGAUAUGCAGGAGACAGAUGUGAAAUCAUUGUUAAUGAAUGUGCUAGAGAUCCAUGCCCAGUCUUCAAAGUUUGUAUCCCUGAUGCAUCACCUCAAGGAUUCUCAUGCCAAUGUCCAGAAGGAUUUGCUGGUCCUACUUGUGAAGUUGACAUUUCUAAAUGUCAUGAUGAAUCAUGUUACAUUCCACGUAACCCAGUGUCUUUCAGUGGGAAAAGUUAUGCUCAGUACAGAGUAGAUAAUUCACUUGUUAAAAAGAUAUUGGAAAAUCGAAUGAGUUUGUCAUUGCGUAUACGCACAAUGCAUCUUACAGGAAAUUUGAUGUAUGCUGCAGGGAAAGUGGAUUAUAAUAUUUUAGAGGUUGAAAAUGGAGUGGUACAAUACAGAUUUGACUUGGGAAGUGGAGAAGGAUUAGUGCGAGUUGGUAGUGCCUAUGUAAGUGAUGGCCAGUGGCAUGAAAUACAAUUGGAAAGAGAUGGAAACAGUGCAAAACUUGUUGUUGAUGGAAAGCAUGUAGCUCAUGGUUCUGCUCCUGGCAAUAAUGGCAUCCUGAACCUUCAAUCUACUGACAUCUACCUUGGUGCAGAAGUACAUCAACAUCCUACAGUUCUUGGUUAUGAAGAUAUUCAACGAGGGUUUUUUGGAUGUAUGGAUGAUGUCCGAAUAGCUCGAGUUUCUGUGCCUCUUCAUAUGAGUGGAGCUAGCAGUGUUGCUGUGCUAAAACGUUUUGCUAAUGUGGAAUUCAACUGUGAUCCAUCUACAGUGUUGAUCCCUCCAGGUGUAUGUGGGUCACAACCAUGUCUUAACGGAGGCACUUGCAUAGACAAUGGAGGUGAUGAUUAUGAUUGCACUUGUCACCCUCGAUUUACUGGAUCAUCUUGUGAAAUCGAUACAGACCCUUGUGCCUCCUCUCCAUGCUUGUAUGGAGGACGUUGUCAUGUUGUACCUAUGGGUAACGAUUUUAUGUGUCAAUGUCUUCCUCAUUCCCGAUUUAGUGGUAAACGAUGUGAGUAUGGAAGAUUUUGUAAUCCAAACCCUUGUUUGAAUGGUGGAGUAUGUGAAGAAGGUGACAUAGGACCAAUUUGUAAAUGCCAUGGAUACACUGGUGACUUGUGUAAACUUGAUGUUGAUGAAUGUAAUGGAAGUGCUCGAGGACCAUGUCAGAAUGGUGGAACUUGUUACAAUGAACCCGGAAAUUAUCGUUGUGUGUGUCCUCCUAAUGUGACAGGCCGUCAUUGUGCCACAUCUUUAUAUUCAACUUCCAUAUCGUCUAGUAAAUAUAAUGUAACAUGGGAAGAACUUAUUGCAAUUUUUGUGGCUGUGACUAUCAUAUUCCUAGUGGUUUUCCUAUUUAUUAUGUAUAGACGGUUUCGUGUGAAACGUUCUCGUGAAAGAACUAAUAAUAUAAAUAAUGAAACUCACAAGGACAUAGUGCUUAAUUCAGCUCGCCCAAACGACAAUGAAUUCAAGAGAGGAUCAAAAUUAAGCAAUCUUGAAGUCAGCCAGGUCCCUCCCCAGUGUCCGCCUCGCCCUGCUUCCUACACUCCUAGCUCAAACAAUGAGCCUGCUCCAUACAACCAUCCUGCUGCCAUGCUCAACAAUCUCGACACUUUGCGUAGCUAUGGUUCAGCUGGCGAUGAACUGGAGAAUGUUCCUCCUGACUAUCUGCGUAACCUUAACAGGAGCACCCCAGUACCACAAGCUCCUCCACAUCUCACUUCAACAAAUCCCACAACUGCUACCACUACUUCACUAGACUCGGACAGCCUUCACAAACCCUCCUGGGCAGAAGUAGCUGAACAGAUGGGUACAUAUACUGACACCAAUAAAAUCAAGAACGACUUGAAACACCCAGUAGCCUCGUCAGAUUUCUCUCGAGGAAUGAUCUCAACUGGCCGCCCAGGCCGAGGGUCCCAAGUAGGAGGGACAUCUGCAACUUCAGUCAGCUCCCUUGAUGAUGACCCUCGCCUUGUGGGAGGCUAUCACUGGGACUGUUCUGACUGGGUGAACCGCAGCCAAAACCCCCUUCCAAAUAUUACUGAGGUCCCUGGCAGUGAAGUACCUGAUUCUUCAAGUUUCCAUAGUAAUGAAAGUAAUGAAUCAAAUACACAUCAGGGCAACAUGUCGCUUCCUCCAGUACUUGGACCUGUUGAUCCAGUACGAGAUAUUGAAACUCUCAAUGAAGAUCAAGAGUCUGAGUAUGUUGGGGAUUCAGAAUGUGGAACAGAGUUUGGUGGAAGUCAUUAUGGACCUGACAGUCCCAACCUUCAAAGUAGUAAUGUGCUGGACAGUGGUGGAGAAGAAUAUCAUUUUAAUACUGCCAGUAGUUAUCUCAGGCAUCCUAAUCAAUAUUUGCCUCCCUAUAAUAUUAACAGUGAAAAUGAGACGGAACCUCUUAGCAGCCACAAUAAUUUGGAUGACUCUGAUGAUGAGGAAGUGGUGCCUUAUGGUUUUCCCAGCCGUAGACGACGUCGUAAAGGAGAAGAUGAAGAUGGUUCAGUGAUUACAGUACUCGGAGAGAGGGCAUCCCUCCUUGGGGGGUGUACAAGUAAUAGUGAUCUAUCAACUAAUCUUUGUGACAUUGAUGACUCAGAGUUUGAAAGUGCCGAGAUGAAAAAAUUUAACCAGAGGAACUGGAUAUCUGCAGGGAUUACUCAGACAUCUGUGUGACAAAGCGAGCUGCCGUCAGGCAGUUGUAUUACUCUUUCGUGUUCUCCUGCUAUAUCUCAAUCACCAAACCUACAUUCUCCUUCGACGCCUCAGCUAACAUCGUUUGUACGAAAAGUGCCAUAACAUUGUAGCAAUUGAUUGAGUAGUGUUUAUGUUAUUUGGAAUUGCAAUGUUUUACCUGUGACUUGCAUUUGGUCAAUUUAUAUAAACUAAAUAAUGCAUGAAAUGUCUGUGACAGUGAUGUGUGUGGACAGAAUUUUACUUGAGAAAUUUGAUCUUGAAGAGGCAAGAAAGAACAAUCUGUUGUAUUAUAUGGUAAUAUUUAUUAAAAUUAUUAUUAUUAUAAUAAUUAUUAUUAGUAGUAGUAUUAUUUGUAUAUUGUGUGAAUUUAAUGAAUCGGAGUCACUGUCUUGUGAUUAAUUUUAAUCACUGCAGAUUUAAGUUUUUUAUCAUUGCAUUGUUUUCUGCAGAUGCUAAUGCCUAAAAUUGCCUAUGCUUUUGUUAGUAAAUACUCAAAAAAACAUUUGAAAACUGCGCAAAUGAUGAUUAAUAUUGCUGUAGACAGGUAUUAAUGUCAAGAAAAAUGUAACUUUAUAUUUUUAAUUGCCAUUAAGUGCAGCACUGAUGCCAGCACAAAUAUCUGUGAUUAUGGACCAUGCCUCUCGUCAGAAACUCAAAAAUCAGUUACCAUCACCUGAUAUUGAGUUAUAGUUUGGUGCUAUUCAUAAUAAACAUAACAAUUACAAGACUGUAGCUUGAAGUGACUGUAGUUUGAUACUUACAUGCAGAAAAUGCCAAACUUUAACAGAACGGGAUCUGAAAAUUUCUUGUUACUAAAGAAGCAGAGGAAAUAUCAUGAAUUCAUACUUAAUUGCGAUUUUCAAAGCAAUUUAUUUUUUCGUUAAUUUUAUUCGCAUCUUUAACCAACAUUGUAAUAGUUUCAUGAUUAUUUAUUUAGACACAAUGUUGCCUUAUGCCAAAAAUAAUGAUGUAACAUUCUCCAGUAUGUCAUGGAGACUGAAGAACUGACCACAUAUAGCUAAAAUUGUAAUUGUAGAGAUAGAAUAUAAAACAUUUUCACAAUCUUUUUUAAUCAAUGUCUCUUAAUUAAAAUUACAAUUAUUUUCAACAAUUUGAAUUCUAUUUUUGAGAUCAUGAUAACCUAAAUUAUGUAUUGUGAUAAUGGACCAAGCUCAGGAAGUGUCACCUGGUAGAAAUUUUACAAGAAAAUUUCUCAGGUGCAUGAUGUUUUCUAAAGUGAGAGUGAAACACCUAUCACAAGUUUCACUCCCAGCAACAUAUCUUAUAUGGUCCUUUUUAAUGAUCCAGUGAGGGUAACAAAUGAACUUCCUUAAGUUGUGAGCUAUCAGAACCUAAUGAUUGCUUACUUUGUCAAUACUAGGCUAAUUAUAUACUCGUUAAUUACUAAAUGGAAUUCCAUUUUGACAGGAAGUGAAUGCUUUUUAAACCUUUGUACAUAAGUGUGUUGAUAAUAUAUAUUAUUGUAUUUUUGAGGUAUUUGUAAUAAUUAUUGAAGAUUAUCCUGCUCCUUUCUGCUCCUAUUUUUCUUCAGCAUCAAUUUUUGUAAGAUUUAUUAUUGAAAUAUUGAGGUAAUAUAGAACAGAAAAAGAAAAAAGAAAUUUUUUACAAAAAUUUAAAGAAUAAAAAAACAACCUCUAUGUACCUAGAUAUGUAACAAGCUGGCAGUUUGGCAACAAGCUACAGCCCAAUGGAACCAAACAAUAAAAUAUAUUACGGAAAGAAAACAAAUAAUGACAUUUAAUUGACCCAGAAGAGCUCACAAGUGCCUGCAAUGUAUCUCUCAGAGUCAUUAGUAACUUUGUUGAAUGCAAAUGGGCUUUAUCUUUAAUUGCUAAAAUAAAUAAUUUGUUUAAUUUUACUUUUUCAUACAAUGAGUAAUAUAUGUAGAACAGAGAAAUAAUACAACG